Messenger RNA from Oldenlandia corymbosa var. corymbosa, 1230 nucleotides. The record is from the annotation of a GenBank genome assembly. NCBI's taxonomy places the organism in Eukaryota, Viridiplantae, Streptophyta, Magnoliopsida, Gentianales, Rubiaceae.
UAUUUACCAAGGCUAAGGUUCCAUAAUGCAUCAAUUUCCCAAAUGGCAAAAAAGGGUCAACUCUUGGCUUCUUCACUAGAAAAUGAAAACUGCAAGCACCCCGUGAUUCCUACCAUAAAUUUCACCAAGGAAAACCUGAACCCUGGCACACAGAACUGGGUUUCAACCUGCAAUUCUGUGAGGAAAGCAAUGGAGGAAUUCGGCGUUUUCGUCGCUGUUUAUGAAGAUGGUGAUGGUAUACUUGGAUCGGAUCUGAUAAAUUCAGUAUUUACAUCGGUGGAAGAGUUCUUUAAUCUUCCCAAAGAAACAAAACAGCUGUAUACAGAUGUGAUGCCGGGUUCGGGUUAUUUUGGAGAAAAGCCUAAUAGCCUUAUUGAAGCCAUUGGUAUUGGAGAUUCAACAAGAUAUGAACCAGUUCAAAGCUUGACCAAACUCAUGUGGCCGGAUGGAAAUGAUGCUUUUUGUGAAACAAUACUUAACUAUACAAGAGAAGCAUCAAAGUUGGGAGAAAUAGUGACUAGAAUGAUAUUCGAGAGCUAUGGCGUCGAGAAAUAUUGUGAUUCUUAUAUAAAUUCAACCUCUUAUCUUCUUAGAGCCAAUUCGUACAAGACGGCCAAAGCGAAUGAAACAAAUAACGUUGGGAUUAUUCCCCAUACAGACACAAGUUUUGUGAGCAUUGUCAAGGAAAAUGGAGUUUCAGGGUUGGGGGUGAAAUAUUCAAAAGAUGGUACUUGGAUUCCAAUUACUUUCCCACCAUCUUCAUUUGCAAUUAUGGCUGGUGAUGCCUUGUUGGCAUGGAGCAACGGCAGAAUACAACCUUGCUUUCACAGAGUCAUUAUGGGAAAGAAAGCAAGAAGAUCGCUUGGGCUUUUUUGCUUUCACAAGGGAAUAGUUCAAGUCCUCGAAGAGCUAUCUGAUCAUACCAAUGAACCGUUACAAUUUAACUCAUUUGAUCAUUUUGGCCUAUUAAAGUUUCGUCUAAGAAAUCCAACUUUGUCAUCUGAGGAAAGAGUUAAAGCAUUUUGUGGUGUUAAGAACAUAUGACAUUGAAAUUGCAUCAAUGAUUAUGUUGCUACUCGACAAGCUAGUUCAAAACUGUUGCAUGUUUGUCAGUUCCUAUGGUUGUUCAUUCAGCUGAUUGUAACCUCGUACUUAAUUUUUCACUUGUAAUUUAGAGGGUUUUUUUUUUCAAAGCUAAAUUCCAAGCUAUUAUCAAACGUUGAAUUUAGG